This is a messenger RNA of Trametes versicolor FP-101664 SS1, 876 nucleotides long. RefSeq lists its product as uncharacterized. Bases 1 to 876 code for a protein of 291 amino acids. NCBI's taxonomy places the organism in Eukaryota, Fungi, Basidiomycota, Agaricomycetes, Polyporales, Polyporaceae. The transcript has 5 exons. The record is from RefSeq and is a predicted model, not a curated record.
AUGCUCAGACCCCUAGUGUGCGCUCGCCUUCUCGGACGACUGCUGCUCGAGGCGCCGACUGAGGACGGUCGCACCAAUGUCGCCUCGGAGAUCGUGCAGUGUCUAGGUGAUAGCGAACUCUUCCGACUGGCGAACCUCUACAAGGAUCACUUUAUCCGGCUGUUCUUCAGAGAAAAGGACCGCACUCCUGCACCUUCUUCACAUUCGUCCGCGCCAUCGGUCGGCCUAAAGAACGGUGAACUCCGCAAUAUGUCGCUCCCGACUCCGCCAUCCCAUGCCACAGCCAAGGCCGAUGCCCUGCAACGAGACGGGUACCGGUGCAUGCUCUCGCGACGUCUCGACGUCGACUCGUUGGACAAUGGACUCAUCCCUGUCGACGAGGCGACCACCGGCAUGGUCGUGCACACCCAUUGCACCCAUAUCUUCGCCAAGUCCACAAAUGAGGAUCUCAGUGACUCCGCCCAGGCGGCCUAUGCAGCAUCCCUGCACGCUAUACUGCAUCGUUUCGGUGGUGUCGAUUCGACUGAAGAACUCAACGGCGCAAACGUACACCGCCUCGAGAACAUCCUCACCCUGAGUCUCGACACGCACACAUCCUUCGACCGACUGCAGCUCUGGCUGGCCAAAAUCCCUGGGAUGGUCCCCAGCACGCGCGUCGACUUCACCACCCCUGACCCGGUGACGCUUCCGCUGCCUGAAGCACGUUACCUCAGGACUCAUGCGGCUUGCGCGCGCGUCGCCCACCUGUCGGGCGUUGCGGAGUGCAUCGCCAAGAUUUUGCAUGAGGAGGAAGUCACGAGGGUUUUGGCGGCCGAUGGAGGCUCGAGCGAGCUCUUGAAACACGUACUUGUGCAUCGUCUGGGUAUCAUGGCAUAG